AUGUCCCAAAUCGACUUCCUCCCCCUGCCGUAUGCAGUUGACCUGCACCUGAAUGCGUCUUCGACCACUUGCGGCGCCGAAAAUCUGCCGACAUGGCCGACCAACACCCUAUUACACUCAAACUCCUCUCUUAUCGCUGGCGACGACGAUGAAACGGCUGACAACGUCUUCUUCGAUGAUCUAGUGCCACUUGAAAGGGGUCACCCUGAUGUCCAUCUGAGAAAUGGAAUCAUGAGAGCGGCUCGUCUUGCAGUCGACCAUGAACCUGACGCGGAAAAGGCCUUCUUCGUGGCGGACCUGAGCUAUGUCUACAUGCAGCAUGAGCGCUGGAAACGGUGUCUCCCCGAAGUCGAGCCCUUUUACGCUGUAAAAUGCAACCCUGACCCAUACGUCCUCCGCCUGCUCUCUGGACUAGGGACGGGUUUCGACUGUGCUUCCAAUGGGGAAAUUUCCCAGGUGCUAAAGCUUGGCAUCGAUCCUUCCCGUAUCAUAUUUGCAAACCCUUGCAAAGCGACAUCUUUCAUCAAGAAUGCAGCCAAAGCUGGUGUACACAUGAUGACCUUUGACAACGCGGACGAGCUGUACAAGGUCGCGCGCGCGAACUCUGCAGCCAAGCUCGUCCUUCGCAUCCUUACCGACGACUCCAAAAGCUUAUGCCGCCUCGGCUUGAAGUUUGGUGCACCGCUUGUGACCGUCCCCGGUCUUCUCGCGAAGGCUAAGGAGCUAGACCUAGAUGUCAUUGGUAUCAGCUUCCAUGUGGGUAGCGGCUGCUACGACUCUUCCGCGUUUUCCGAUGCCGUUAUGCGGGCACGCGCGGCGUUUGAUAUGGGCCUCCAAGCGGGGUACACCUUUCAAUUACUAGACGUCGGUGGCGGUUUCGAGGACGGGAAUUUCGAGGCGACGGCUGCCAUCUUGAGGGACGCGCUCCACAGCUACUUUCCGGACCGCCGGGAUCUCCGAAUUAUCGCCGAGCCGGGCAGGUACUACGUUUCCCGCGCGUUCAGUCUGGCGGCGAACGUGAUUGCCCGUCGUGGCCCGUUGACGGACACAGAGCACGAGGUAGCAGCUCAGGAUGGCAGCAACGAUCAGCCGACGGUGAUGUACUACAUCAAUGACGGUGUGUACGGUGCCUUCAACUGCAUCCUGUUCGACCAUCAGAAGGUGCACCCAUACGUCCUGUCCCUCAACGGGUCUUUCCACGUCCCUUCGACCGAGCCGUUGAACCCGAGCAGCGUCUGGGGGCCCACCUGCGAUUCUAUUGAUUGCGUGUGCCCGGUGACGCUGCUGCCGGCUACGCUCCGGGUAGGAGAUUGGCUUGGUUUUGAUAACAUGGGAGCGUACACAUUGUGCGCGGCCAGUCAAUUCAACGGGUUCGAGGUCAGCCAUGUGACCUACACGACGGGAGGCGGGCCUGGCUCUACGGAGACACGCAGGGUCCUCAAGGCUGUGGCGGCCGCGGCGGUCCAGGACUAA
This is a messenger RNA of Heterobasidion irregulare TC 32-1, 1473 nucleotides long. RefSeq lists its product as uncharacterized. The record is from RefSeq and is a predicted model, not a curated record. The coding region runs from base 1 to 1473 and encodes 490 amino acids. Gene Ontology annotation, molecular function: ornithine decarboxylase activity. NCBI's taxonomy places the organism in Eukaryota, Fungi, Basidiomycota, Agaricomycetes, Russulales, Bondarzewiaceae. Gene Ontology annotation, cellular component: cytoplasm. The transcript is spliced from 3 exons.